Molecule: messenger RNA, 600 nt
Organism: Trichomonas vaginalis G3
Lineage: Eukaryota; Parabasalia; Trichomonadida; Trichomonadidae
Exons: 1
Coding region: 1-600 (199 amino acids)
Source: RefSeq, a predicted model, not a curated record
AUGGAUGAGACCAUCGCAGGCGAUACCGAAAUAGAUUAUUGCAACUGCGGAGAGAUCGUAUUUCAUGGUCAUUAUAUUAGUGAGGAUGAUGUUAUAGAAAACAAUCCUCAAGUUAUGAACCAAAUCAGAUCGAACUUCCAAACAAUCGUGGUUUCGGAGCCAAAUGGUAUUAUAAUCAAAAGGCUGUCAAACGUUAGUAUUGUUCAGCCACAUUCGAAUAUGUUCGAGAUUGUUUGUCAAAAAUGUAAAAUCGGCUUUAGAUUGAUCCUUGGUCGUGACUUAUGUUACUCAUGCCGUAUUGAAGAAUGUUUAAUUCAGCCAAAUUCUUCAAAAACUUCAAUAUUGAAGAGACCAAUGUCAUCUUUCUUCCCUAUUAAUCUUCGAAGAUUCGUUAAAGAGCAAACACCAGAUCCUACAGCCGCAUUCAUUCAACAAGCAAAGUCUGUUUGCUCACCAACUUUGCCAAUGGCCAAUUGCUUACCAGAAAUGGAUGAUGAUGCAGAUUUCGAUAUGAUGUUUUCUUCCAAACAGCAAUGCAUUGUCGGAUCGUUUACAGAUCAAUGGAUAUUAAGUCCAGAGUUUUCUUAUGAUCAAAAUUAA